This is a messenger RNA of Botrytis cinerea B05.10, 905 nucleotides long. RefSeq lists its product as hypothetical. The record is from RefSeq and is a predicted model, not a curated record. Bases 125 to 694 code for a protein of 189 amino acids. NCBI's taxonomy places the organism in Eukaryota, Fungi, Ascomycota, Leotiomycetes, Helotiales, Sclerotiniaceae. The transcript has 3 exons.
GGCACUUGAACUGAACAGUGAAGUAAUUUGUCUCACCGCCUUAAUGAUUCUGCCGUAUCAACUCAAUAUCAAGCUCCGAACGCAAUAACCUCAACUUCAUCUACUUUUCUACCAUGUAACAAACAUGUCCCGCAAAGCGCCCAAAGGCGAAUAUAUUGAAACCGACACCGGCAACAAAGUCUCCCGUCGUUCCCAAAUAAUCGGCACAACAAACAUUAUCCUCGGUGGUAAAACAGUGAUCCAGGCAGAAGUCAUUAUCCGCGGUGAUCUAUUAAGAACACUACCUCCUAGCACCCAAGGAGAAAAAGCGGGAAAUGCAGUUGCGGUUGCGAUUGGGAGGUAUUGUUUUUUCAGUCGCGGGUGUGAGUUGAGACCGCCGGGGAAGAUAUACAGAGGAACUUUCUCAUACUUUCCCCUCAAAAUCGGCGACCAUGUCUACGUAGGGCCUGGUUCGAUCAUCGAAGCUGCGAUGUUGGGGAAUCAUGUUAAUAUUGGUGCGAAUGUUGUGGUUGGGAAGUUUGUGAUAGUGAAGGAUUUUGUCAAGAUUUUGGAGGGGACGGUCGUUCCGCCUAAUAUGGUGAUACCUAGUUUUAGUGUGGUGGGAGGGUGUCCUGGAAGGGUUGUGGGAGAGGUGGCGGAGGGAGAAAUCGAAGGUAUGGAUUUGAGGGAGAUUUAUAGGGCAGUGAGAAACUAGAGGAUUAGAUGAGGUGAGGGUUGAAUGGGAAGACUGAGAUAAGACGAGGGUUGAUGGCACGAAUGAUUAUUCGAUUGUAGGAUUGCAACAAAGAUGAAUAAGGGAUAACGGCCAUUGAUGUCGGAUCAACUCGGCAGCCUUUGACAUAGAUGAGAGAAGAUGAUACCCAAGUACUUGCGCACAUUCCUACAAAUGACCAGAUGGUUUUACA